AUGAAUGUUGCAAUGUAUAGUCACAGCUUACUAACCUCCAGCCGCCAAUUGCCGCCGCCCGCCAAAUUGGACUCCUCGGGCCAGAACUUCCAGCCCUUUGGCAACCUCCCAACCUUGGGCAGAGGAAAUGCCUCCGGCACCCCCACCCAUGGCUACGCCAUCCCCUCCAUAAACACUGGUGACGACAGAAGCAGCGCCGGCGCCGCAAGAAUGCCCAUGGUCCUGGGCUACGGGUCCUUGCCCGCCCAUUCCUCCAACUCCAUCUACAACCUCACCCAUCAGAAUGACCAGUCGCGCGCCCUGAUGCCCCACCAUCAACAACAGCUUCCUGCCCAUCUACCUGGCCAACAACACCCCCAACCGCAACAGGCACAACAGAACCAACCACCACAGCCUUCACAGCAGGCACCGCAGCCUCAGCCCGCCCAAACGGCGCCACAAGCACCGCAGCCUCAACAGCCCCAGCCGCAACAACACAUGCCUCAAGCGCAACAAAAUCAGCAAAUGCCGGCCCAGCAACUCGCUCUGGAACUCCAACAGCCCCCAAAGCUUCUCCUGCUGAACCAUGCCCACAAACCCUCUCCCACUCAACACUUGACCCCUCUGUCUUUCGUCUCUCCUGUCCCGGGUAAGCCCGAAAAACAGUCUGAGUCUCCACAGCAAGGCAAAUCUCCAGCUGCUGAGGAUGGAGACAUUAGUCGCAUUCCUCAUGGCUUGCUCAACCGCUCCUCCAGCUCCAGCAUGUACAAGCCUUUGAAUGUGAAAGAUGCCUUGUCUUACUUGGAUCAAGUCAAGAUGCAGUUCUACAGCCAGGCUGAUGUCUACAACAAUUUCUUGGAUAUUAUGAAGGACUUCAAGUCUCAAAGCAUAGACACCCCUGGCGUGAUUGACCGUGUUUCCACCUUGUUUCGUGGUCAUCCCAAUUUGAUUCAGGGAUUCAACACUUUCUUGCCCCCUGGAUAUCGUAUCGAGUGCUCUUUGGAUCCUUCUGACCCCAAUGCAAUUACUGUAACGACGCCCAUGGGGGAGACAACUCGUCCAAAUGUACCCGAAGCUCAAGUCCCAAGUGCUCCAACCUGGAGAGAGCAGGCACCACAACAAGUUCAACAGCAAUUCAACCAAGAGCAGCAGCAGCCAGCACAGAACCAAAACCCUUCUGGCCACCAGUUAGAAUUCAACCAUGCCAUUUCUUAUGUGAAUAAGAUCAAAACUCGCUUUGCAAAUCAGCCCGAUAUCUACAAGCAAUUUUUAGAGAUUUUGCAAACUUAUCAGCGUGAGCAGAAGCCAAUCGGCGAGGUUUACGAGCAGGUCACCCAACUUUUUGUGAACCUGCCAGACUUACUUGAUGACUUCAAACGUUUUCUCCCUGAUAGCGGUAAUCAGCAACAACAUGUUGAACCCCGUGCCGGAGAUGAGAGCUUGGUUGGACAAAUGGCUCAGCAGAAUGUUGCUGCUAACGUCGAACAUCCAUAUUACGCGGGAAACAUUUCUCAAUUGCCUCCGCUCGGCAACUUUCAACCUGCAACAGGCGCAACGGUCCCAGCAGACCAGCGUCCUUACCCAUUUUCUGCGGCCCCGGAGGUCGAGCAGAACAACAAAGAUGCUAUACUUCGUAAAAACAGUGAGCACUAUGACUACGAGAACAACUACAACGAUGAGGCGCAGUUCUCAAGUGUCCGCGGUGCUCCAAACCCAAUUCAAAAACAAAAGACUCCUGCCACCACUGGUGUUGUGCGUGCAAAUGCAACGCUCGUCCCAGGAAUUCCCGAGCCAGUUCCCCCAAAUGUUAUGGCCAAGGUAUCUUCGCUUCUGGAAGAACUCUCUUUCUUCGACAAGGUUAAAAGGGCAAUCGGAAACAAACAAACAUAUAACGAGUUUUUGAAAAUGCUCAAUUUGUUUUCUCAAGAUAUCAUUGAUAAGGACACUUUGGUGGAGCGUGUUGACCUGUUCCUCGGAGACAACCAUGCUGACUUGCUUAACUGGUUCAAGCAGUUUGUGGGUUUCGAAGAAAAAACUCAACACAUCGAGGACAUUACAUUCAAGAAACAUCAAAUCGAGCUUUCUUUGUGUAAGGCUUACGGGCCCUCAUACAGACAACUUCCAAAAGUUGAAACUUACAUGCCUUGCUCAGGAAGAGAUGAGAUGUGUUGGGAGGUUCUAAACGAUGAGUGGGUCGGGCACCCUACGUGGGCCUCUGAGGACUCUGGAUUCAUUUCGCACAGAAAGAAUCAAUAUGAGGAGAUCUUGUUCAAGAUUGAAGAGGAACGUUUGGAGUUUGAUUAUCACAUGGAAGCCAAUCUUCGCACAAUUCAAACUUUAGAAACAAUUGCCAAUAGAAUUGCAAACAUGACUUCUGAGCAGAAGGCUAUUUUCAAGCUUCCUCCUGGCUUAGGUCGUGUAUCUCAGACUAUCUACAAGAAGGUUAUCCGUAAAAUCUAUGACAAGGAUAGAGGGUUUGAAGUCAUUGAUGCUUUGCAUGACAAUCCUGCUGUCGCCGUUCCUGUUGUUCUUAAGAGAUUGAAGCAAAAGGACGAGGAAUGGAAGCGCGCUCAAAGAGAAUGGAACAAGGUUUGGCGGGAGAUGGAGCAAAAAGUCUUUUACAAAUCCUUAGAUCACUUAGGAUUGACAUUCAAACAAGCAGAUAAGAAACUUCUCACAGCUAAGCAGAUGGUCAGCGAAAUUAGCACCGUCAAAAUUGAGCAACAAAACAAGCGUCUUCAUCCCUUGACACCUAAGCCGCAAGAGCAACUCAACUAUACUUUCGACGACCGUGAGGUGAUUUUUGACAUCUUGCGUCUCAGCGAAUUCUACAUCCACCACUCCUCGAACUACUCUCUGGGAGAUCGUGAAAAGUUGGGCGCCUUUUUCAAGCACUUCAUUGGACUUCUCUUCGGUAUCGCUGGCGAGGACAUCGAAUCUGGUCUCGCAUUGCGUACUAAAGACAAGCAAACCGCUGAAACCACUACUUCCAACAUCGAUGAAAAUGGAACUGCUUCGGAACAGAACGACAGCGAGCCCGUGGUUUCUAAGAAACGUAGCAGAGAACACGAUUUGCUCAGAGAUGUAUUGAAGAAGCAGUCCAAGUCUAGAAAAGAUGAGGUGGAUGAUUCACCAGCCAACGAGUCAGAAGAUGCAGACAUCCGCGCCAGUGUUGAAAAUUCUGGCGAUUUUUGGAUCCAGGCAGCUUCUCUUAAAUUCUCCUUGGAGAAUGUACGUCUUGAGGAAAAACGUGAUCGCUUCAAUCUUUUCUGUAACACGACCAUUUACGUGUUCGUUCGUCACUUCCGUACUUUGUAUGAGAGACUCUUGGAGAUCAAGAUUAUGGACGAGGAGGUGAAGAAGGAGAUUGCGCUGAGAAAAUUACCGCAGUUUGCAAAGGACUUGAAUCUUGUAUCCCAUCAACUAGAGGAUUUAGGAGUGGAUAUUGUUUCUGGUCCUCAGAGUUGUUACGAGCAAGUUCUCUCGCUAGCAGAACGGUUGUUGGAUGGUGAGAUUGAACAUCAAUGGUUCGAAGAGAGUUUGCGCCAAGCUUACAGAAACAAAGCAUACAAAUGUUACACUCUCGACAAGGUCGUCCAGUCAAUGGUAAAGUAUAUGCAUACCAUGAUCACUGACUCGAAAACAUCCGAGAUGCUUUUGUUGUACGAGCAGGAUCGUAAAAGUCCUUCCACGACUGCAAAAGACCAAAUUUUGUACCGUAUGCAAGUGCGUAACCUCAUGAACACCGAGGAAAACAUGUUCAAGGUGUCUUUCCAAGAGUCAACGAAUACGAUGAACAUUCAAUUCGUGGGCCUCGACGAUUUGACUAUCAACGAUCAUGCUAAUGCUGAGGAGAUGUACAACUAUUACGUUACGUCAUAUGUCAUGUCUCAUCCAACUGAAGGUGUGCCGAUUUCGAAAAUCAAUAUGCCCUUCCAUAAGAGCUUCAUUCAAUCAAUUGAAGAAGAACAAUGUGAAGGCUCUCUGUUGAGCGAGCUUCGUGUUUCGAUCUGCGAAAACUCUUACAGGUUGUUCUUUGAAAAGGACACUUAUGAUGAGUUCACAGCCAAGUCAUUGUUUUCGAAAGCUAAGGAUGCCGUGGUGGCUUCACCAAGCGAAAAGCUCGAGUCACUCAAGCUGAUUUUGGAAUCAUCUGCACCAUGGAACUCAAACUUGUCUGAAGAAACAAGCUCGAAACUUCAGACUAGUUUUGACUUGCUUUUGAAUGAGGGAGCAGCAGCAUAUAAGAAACUGGAGGCUGGGCAACACAACAACAGUGACACUGCGCAGCGCGAAACUGACUCUGUGAAUGCAGAAGAGAACCCAGAAGAAAAAAGCGAAGAAAAAGAAUCAAAUGAAGGAGAUGAUAAGAAAGCAGACACUCAGGAUGAAGGCAUAGAAUCAGGAAUCACAACGGAAGGACCCGUUUCCACAAGCAGCUUCAAAGUCAAUCCUGAUGCAACCAUAGAUGCUGAUUCUACUGUAGUUCAGGAUGCAAAUGACACUACAAUUCAGCAGGAUGCCAACGAUACUACCAUGGAUGAUGCCACCGAGCCUGGAUCAUUCAAUGGAACUGGCAAUUAA
Molecule: messenger RNA, 4563 nt
Organism: Australozyma saopauloensis
Lineage: Eukaryota; Fungi; Ascomycota; Pichiomycetes; Serinales; Metschnikowiaceae
Gene: SIN3
Product: transcriptional regulator
Exons: 1
Coding region: 1-4563 (1520 amino acids)
Biological process (GO): negative regulation of transcription by RNA polymerase II
Cellular component (GO): chromatin; Sin3-type complex
Molecular function (GO): transcription corepressor activity
Source: RefSeq, a predicted model, not a curated record